Messenger RNA from Sordaria macrospora k-hell, 711 nucleotides. RefSeq lists its product as uncharacterized. Lineage: Eukaryota; Fungi; Ascomycota; Sordariomycetes; Sordariales; Sordariaceae. Gene Ontology annotation, molecular function: thiosulfate-cyanide sulfurtransferase activity. Gene Ontology annotation, cellular component: mitochondrion. The record is from RefSeq and is a predicted model, not a curated record.
AUGUCCGCCCCAGCAAGACGCUCCAUCGCGCGCCUCUCCGGCGCCGCCGCGCAACAAGCUACCUCUACCACUUUCGGCUCGACCACCCCCGUUACUCUCACCAGCGCGAGCCUGCGCAAAGCUGCUGCUACCGCUCAACAAGCCCAAGCCCAAGCCCAAGCGCAGCAACAAGGUCCGACGCAGCAAAGAGCUUUCUCGACUUCGACCGCAACCGCUCCCGUGCGCCCGAAAGUUACUGGACCGGUAGCUGUGACGACGUGGACGGCUAGAGCCAAGGAAGCUGUGGAGAGGAGCAGGGCUAGGGCGUAUUCCCAGGGUGUUGAGGGGGGAGAGGGAGGAGAAAAUAAGAUUUGGGGGUUUGAGGAUAUGCAAAAAUUGAUCGAAGAUCCCAAGAAGGAAGUUGUUAUUGUUGACGCCCGCGAACCAGGCGAACUCAUCCAAACGGGCCACAUUCCCGGCGCAAUUAACAUCCCCAUCACCACCUCCCCGGAUUCCUUCUUCAUUUCCGAAGACGAAUUCGAGGACCGUUUCGGUUUCCCGCGCCCCUCUAAGGACAGCGAGGUAGUCUUUUACUGUAAGGCGGGCGUGCGCAGCCGAGGCGCGGCGGGACUCGCGAGAGAGGCUGGGUGGGAGAAGGUCGGGGAGUAUCCUGGGAGUUGGCUGGAUUGGGCUGCUAAGGGGGGAAGGUUGAGCAUUAGAGUGGAGGGUUAG